Messenger RNA from Tetranychus urticae (two-spotted spider mite), 2940 nucleotides. The record is from RefSeq and is a predicted model, not a curated record. Lineage: Eukaryota; Metazoa; Arthropoda; Arachnida; Trombidiformes; Tetranychidae.
AGAAACGUUCUAGCCCAGAGUUAUAUAUUUUUACUGAACACAGUAACUUCACACACUUUACCUUAUUUUCAAUUCUUGUUUUGCUUUUGCUUACGAUGAUUUACAAUUUACACCAAUCUAAAAGUAGUUACACUUGCAAAUACAAUUUACCUUAUAAAUAUUUUAUCCUAUUGUGGAAACACCAUUUAAAUUAAUUUUCAAUAAUUGAUUAACCAUCAAAAAUCAUUAAAAAAAGCCAUUUGUUUACACCACUAUUGCCAGUCUCAUUCACUUGUUACUAUAGAGUUAAACUGGUUGAGUUUUGCUGCGUAAAAACCAGAAAUUUCGAGUUCUUCGUUUUGGGUUUCAACCAUUUUCUCCCUGGUUUUCAACAAUAUUAACCAGAAUACGAACCAAAUAAACAUUCCAAUCUUAAGAUCUCCAUAUAUUGUAAAACCAACGAACAAUGAUAGCAACCGAUUAUCCCAGGCAAGUCAAUCGCACUUCUAAAGGUAACACAGAGGACAAAGAGGAUAACAACAUGUUGAAAAUUUCUCAAUUAACCAAUUUAAUCAGACCUAUCCAUGGAGCUAUUCCUAGGAUUAACCCUUCUUCCAUUGCAAUUCAGCAGAGAAAAUUGAAUUGCAUCUCCAGUAUUGGUCUCGAUAAAUUGUCUUCAAAGGCAAGAAACUUUGUUGAGGAAAAGGCCAGAAUAUGUGAACCAGAUAGCAUUCACAUAUGCGAUGGCACUGAAGAAGAAAACAAUCAGCUUAUCAAUUUGAUGGUCCAACAAGGAAUGAUCAAAAAGUUGCCAAAAUAUGAAAAUUGUUGGCUGUCUAGAACUGAUCCAGCUGAUGUUGCUCGUGUAGAGUCUCUGACAUUUAUUUCAACCAGAAAUAAACGUGAUACUGUUCCAGAACCCAAACCUGGAGUAAAAGGAACUCUUGGAAAUUGGAUGUCACCGGAUGAUUUAGACAAAGCUCUAAAUUCACGGUUCCCUAAAUGCAUGAAGGGAAGAACAAUGUAUGUUAUUCCCUUCAGCAUGGGUCCGGUUGGCAGUCCACUUUCCAAGAUUGGUAUCGAAUUAACUGAUUCCCCAUAUGUCGCUGCUUCUAUGAGGAUUAUGACGAGGAUGGGAAAGCAGGUUCUUGAUACUCUUGGAAAUGAAGAUUUCAUUAAAUGCUUACAUUCCGUUGGCUGCCCAUUACCUGCUUCCAGGACGUUGGUUAACAAUUGGCCAUGCAAUCCGGAGAGGACGAUCAUUGCCCACAAGCCGGACUCCAAUGAGAUUGCCUCAUUUGGUUCAGGUUACGGAGGAAACUCGCUACUUGGAAAGAAGUGCUUUGCACUUCGUCUUGGAUCUAUUUUGGCGCAACGGGAAGGAUGGUUGGCCGAGCACAUGCUUAUUCUUGGAAUAACUUCUCCUUCUGGCGCUAAAAAAUACAUUGCAGCCGCUUUCCCGAGUGCAUGUGGCAAAACGAAUCUGGCCAUGAUGGAACCAACCCUUCCUGGAUGGAAAGUUGAAUGCGUUGGAGACGAUAUUGCAUGGAUGCGUUUCGAUUCCAAUGGGACUCUUAGAGCUAUUAACCCAGAGUACGGCUUUUUUGGCGUUGCUCCUGGAACUAGCUCUAAGACCAAUCCCAAUGCGAUGAAAACCAUCCUAUCCAAUACAAUUUUCACCAAUGUCGGUGAAACGUCCGACGGAGGCGUCUAUUGGGAAGGCCUAGAUGAUGUUGAUGUAAGUAAUUUAGGAGUAAAAUCUUGGAUGAAUGAAGAUUGGACUCCUGGGUGCGGAAAAAAUGCCGCUCAUCCCAAUUCUCGUUUCUGUUCCCCUGCCUCUCAAUGUCCUAUCAUGGAUCCUAAUUGGGAGAGUCCUGAGGGUGUGCCAAUAUCUGCAAUUAUUUUCGGAGGCCGAAGACCAGCUGGUGUACCAUUGGUGUAUGAAGCAUUCAAUGGGAGUCACGGGGUCUACAUCGGAGCCUCAAUGAGAUCUGAAGCAACUGCUGCUGCUGAACACAAGAGCAAAGUGGUUAUGUUUGAUCCAUUUGCCAUGAGACCAUUCUUUGGUUACAAUUUCGGUCACUAUUUGGAUCAUUGGUUAAGUUUUGGUGACAAAACUGGCCUAAACUUGCCAAAAAUAUUCCAUGUUAAUUGGUUCCGUAAAGGUAGUGAUGGAAAAUUCUUGUGGCCAGGUUUUGGAGAAAACUCAAGAGUUUUAGAUUGGAUCUGUCGUCGAGUUAAUCAAGAAGAUGUUGCUCAGAAAACACCAAUCGGAUUCAUUCCAAAGCCAGGAACACUCAAUUUAGAUGGACUUACGGAAAAAAUCAACAUGGACGAAUUAUUUAGUCUUCCAAAAGACUUUUGGUUAAAUGAAUGUGAUGAAGUUCAAAAUUAUUUUGAACAACAAGUAGGCUCUGAUUUACCUAAGAAAGUCAUGAAAGAAUUAGACUCUCUUAGAUCACGAUUGCAAUCAAAUUAACUUAAUCUCACUUUGUUAGCAAAUUCAACUGAUCACGUAAAUGAAUUUGCUACCCUCAAGACUGUGAUCUAGCGAAAGGGACAUUUAUCAAUAUAUUUUAAGAAAACACUUGCAAUUAGUUUUAUGACACAUUUUCGUGGUUAAAAUUUCAUCUCAACAAAAAAUUAUCGAUAACUAUCAAAGAUCAGUUAUUGAACCAAAACAAUUUUAAAUAGUUUAUUUUUAAUGUGCUUGUUCGAUUCUAAAUUAUUUAGACAAAAAUUAAUUCUUUCACGUAUCCUUAAAUUUAUUUGUUCAUCGUCUUGAAACUCAACGCUAACCCAAUAACAACAAUCACAACCUUCUCCUACAAAUUAAUUGAUGUUAUUAAAAAAGGUUGAAAAAUAUAGACUUUCCAUAUUCAAUGGAAUGGAAUUCAUUUGUGAAAGAUUUGUCUUUUCAUUUCCUAAUAAAACGAAAUGUCAAUUCAUUAUCCCCUUAAA